Messenger RNA from Notothenia coriiceps (black rockcod), 1342 nucleotides. It is a transcript of the gene spns3, whose product is annotated as SPNS lysolipid transporter 3, sphingosine-1-phosphate (putative). The record is from RefSeq and is a predicted model, not a curated record. Bases 36 to 1163 code for a protein of 375 amino acids. NCBI's taxonomy places the organism in Eukaryota, Metazoa, Chordata, Actinopteri, Perciformes, Nototheniidae. Gene Ontology annotation, molecular function: transmembrane transporter activity. Gene Ontology annotation, biological process: transmembrane transport. The transcript is spliced from 9 exons. Gene Ontology annotation, cellular component: membrane.
UUGUCAUUUUGGGUCUUUAGCACUUCUGGCUUCUGAUGCUGUUGCGUGGGAUGGUGGGGAUAGGAGAGGCCAGUUACUCCACCAUUGCACCCACCAUCAUUGCUGAUCUCUUUGUUGGGACUAAACGGAGCAUGAUCAUCUGUAUCUUCUACAUCUUUAUCCCUGUUGGAAGUGGUCUUGGAUACAUAACAGGGGCAGGUGUUGCUUCUCUCACAGGAGACUGGCGCUGGGCUCUCAGGAUCACUCCUAUCUUGGGUGUAGUUGGACUUUUCUUGCUGGUCUUCUUAUGCCCUAAUCCACCCAGAGGUGCUGCAGAAACCCAUGGCGAAGGAGUCUCAGAGCAGAGUUCGUACCUGGAGGACGUCAAGUAUCUUUUGAAAAACAAAACGUACUUGUGGUCAACAUUGGGAGUGACUGCUACGGCCUUCCUUUCCGGAGCACUGGCUUUCUGGAUGCCUACUUUUCUGUCUAGAGCUCAGGUCAGUCAAGGACUCCGACCGGCGUGUGUUGAAGAGCCCUGCGACUCCACAGACAGUUAUAUCUUCGGUGCUGUGACUGUGUUGACGGGAAUUCUCGGAGGGAUUCUUGGCAGUGGUUUAUCUAGAUGGUUAAGGGAAAAGUUCCCAAAGUCAGACCCACUCAUCUGUUCAUCAGGGUUGCUGGGAGCAGCCCCCUGCCUCUUCAUCACCAUCUUUGUGGCAUCAACAAGCAUUCCCGCCACCUACGUUUUCAUUUUCUUUGGUGAAAUAUUGAUAUCACUGAACUGGGCCGUCAUGGCAGAUAUACUGCUGUAUGUUGUCAUACCAACCAGAAGGUCUACAGCUGAGGCUCUCCAGAUUUCUGUCGGUCAUCUCCUGGGGGAUGCUGGGAGUCCUUUCCUAGUAGGAGCGAUCUCUGAUGCUUUAAGCAAAUCUAAACCUGUGUCUCCUGAAUGGAGCUUCCACAGUCUGAAGUACAGCCUCCUGGUCUGCCCAGUGGUUGGGAUCCUGGGAGGACUGUUUUUCUUUCUGUCUUCUCUCUAUAUUAUUGGAGACAGAAAGGCAGCUGCACAAUUGGUUGAAGCAGGUCCAAGAGAACCGCAGGAUCCUUCAUCUGAGCCCCCAAUAGAACUGAGCAACGGGGACAAAACUAACCAUGAAGAUAAUUUAUCGCAAAGUAUUUAAGCUUAAGUUAAAAACUAGAGGUGUAAACAACACAGAAUGUUGGCGUUGACUUGAAGAGUUCUCUUUUUUGUCACGUUAGAGCCACAGAGAUUACAGAAGAAAUGUAAACAUGUUAAUUUACACCAUAAGACACUCAUGUCAUUGUUGUUUUUCACUUUUCAAUAAAUGUUUCAUAUUUU